Messenger RNA from Prunus armeniaca (apricot), 1605 nucleotides. The record is from the annotation of a GenBank genome assembly. Lineage: Eukaryota; Viridiplantae; Streptophyta; Magnoliopsida; Rosales; Rosaceae.
AUGGGAGAUCAUGUCGGGAUUGACAGCAGCACUCUCAAGUCUCAGAUGUUCGCAGCUUGGAAUGGAAGUAUUGCAGAGGGUCGCGUGAAUAGUGCUGGCAUUAGUUACAAUUCUACAACAAAUGGUAUUCAUGUGGUUUUCACUAGUUAUGUGGAUGGUGUCCAAAUGAUGAGGUAUCUUGAUUGCGAGGUUAAUCUGGAUAAUAUUUUGCAAGGUUGGGUGAUUGUUGGGUUCUCUGCUGCAACUGAUGCUAAUACCGCUCUGCACAAGAUCAACUCAUGGAGCUUCCAUUCAACUCAGCUGUUUGAUGAAAAACCAAAGAACACCACACCAAAGUCUGCAAAUGGCAUCAAUAUUAGACUAGUGCUUGUGUUGGGUAUUGGUGGACUUGUCUUGGGUGGUGCGUUGGGUUUGGUUUGGUUCAUCUGUUGGAAGAAGAGAGGGGAAAGUAGUGAUGAAGAUGUUACAGUGAUUGAUGAGGAAUUCGAAAAGGAGACAGGCCCCAAAAAGUUCUCGUACAGAAAAUUGGCUCAAUCAACGAGCAAUUUUGAUGAGGGACAGAAGCUUGGAGAGGGAGGAUUUGGUGGAGUUUACAGAGGCUACAUAAAAGACCUGAACUUAAAUGUUGCGGUUAAGAGGAUAUCAAGUGGGUCGAGACAGGGGUUGAAGGAGUAUGCAGCUGAAGUAAGGAUCAUUAGUCGACUUAGACAUCGGAAUCUUGUGCAACUGAUUGGUUGGUGCCACGAAAGAAAACAACUCCUACUUGUUUAUGAGUUCAUGUCCAACGGCAGCUUAGAUUCCCAUUUGUUCAAAGCAAAGAGCUUGUUAGCUUGGGACGCAAGAUACAGAAUUGCUCAAGGCUUGGCAUCCGGGUUGUUCUAUCUCCAUGAGGAAUGGGAACAAUGUGUGCUGCACAGGGAUGUCAAAUCCAGCAAUAUCAUGUUAGAUUCAAAUUUCAACGCAAAACUUGGGGACUUUGGAUUAGCUCGACUCGUGGACCACGGAAAACAAUCAGAAACUACUGUUCUUGCUGGAACCAUGGGCUACAUGGCUCCCGAAUAUAUGACCACCGGAAAGGCUAGUAAGGAAACAGAUGUUUACAGUUUUGGAGUUGUUGCUUUGGAGAUAGCUUGUGGGAGAAAACCCAAUGAUCUCGAGUUCAGGAGCCGUCAAAUCACUAUGGUGGAGUGGGUUUGGGAUCUUUAUGGUGAAGGGAGAGUCAUUGAAGCAGCUGACCCAAAACUCUCUGGAGAUUUUGAGAAGAGGCAAAUGGAGUGCUUGUUGAUUGUUGGGUUGUGGUGUGCUCAUCCGGAUUACAAGAUCAGGCCUUCGAUACAACAAACAAUUCAAGUGCUUAACUUCGAAGUUCCAUUGCCUAUUCUCUCGUCAAAGAUGCCGGUGGCUAGCUACUCUUCUCCUCCGCUAUCAUUUUCAAUCUUGUCUGUUAGUACUGAUUUAGAAGGAGGUACAGGUUAUGGCUGCAACACCAUUCCUCACAGUUCACCACAUCUUCUGCAUCAAAUUCUACUCCAUCAGCAUCACUACAUACGGUUGGGUAGGCUAGAAGAACAUGUUGGCGAGUCCUUAGUUAGGAUUAUGGUGUAA